AUGCGCCAUUCGGCGGCGCAUUUGAUGGCGGCGGCGGUCAGUGCAAUUUGGUCGGAUGCCAAAUUCGGCGUUGGUCCUGCCAUCGAAAACGGGUUUUAUUACGAUCUCGAUCUGCCCGUUUCCUUGACACCGAAAGACCUCGAAAAGAUCGAGCAGAAAAUGCGCGAGCUUAAAAAUAAAAAACUGCCGUAUGAACGCGUCGAAGUUCCCGUCGAUGAAGCAAUCGCGGAAAUGGAACGGCUCGGUCAAACUUAUAAGGUCGAGCUUCUGGCACUACUGAAAGAAAAAGGUUCGACGGCAGUUGCCAAAGAAACCGGCGACGAUGAUGCGGUCGGCGUGAGCGAUUCGGGCGACGGCAAAGUGACCAUUUCGUUAUACAGAACCGGAGAUUUCGUUGAUCUUUGCCGUGGACCGCACGUUAAUAAUACUUCCGAGAUCGGCACUUUCAAAUUGAUGAACAUUGCCGGAGCUUACUGGCGCGGAAACGAAAAAAAUCCGCAGCUUCAGCGCAUUUACGGAACGGCUUUUGAAACCAAGGAAGAACUCGAAAAACAUCUCUGGCAGUUGGAAGAAGCCAAAAAACGCGACCACCGUAAGCUCGGACAAGAUUUGGACAUUUUCACGUUUUCCGAAGACAUCGGACAAGGUUUACCGUUAUGGCUGCCGAACGGAACGGUCAUUCGUGAAGAACUCGAAAAACUGGCGAAGGAAGAAGAACGUAAGGACGGUUAUUUGCGCGUUGUCACGCCGCAUAUUGCAAAGGACAAACUUUAUUACCGUUCGGGACAUCUGCCUUUCUACGCGGAAGAUAUGUAUGCG
Lymnaea stagnalis (great pond snail) is the source of this 819-nucleotide messenger RNA. The record is from the annotation of a GenBank genome assembly. Lineage: Eukaryota; Metazoa; Mollusca; Gastropoda; Lymnaeidae.